AUGGGUAUUACUCGUGAUUCGCGCCACAAGCGCUCCCUAUCCGGUGCUCGUCCAAAGGAUUACAAGAAAAAGCGUGCUCAUGAGAAAGGUCGUCAAGCCGCAAACACACGUAUCGGUCCUAAACGUAUUCAUACCGUUCGUGUUCGUGGUGGUAACCUAAAGUUCCGUGCUCUUCGUUUGGAAAGCGGUAACUUUGCAUGGGGUUCAGAACACAUCACCGCCAAGACCCGUAUCUUGGGUGUCGUUUUCAACGCCUCCAAUAACGAAUUGGUGCGAACAAACACAUUGGUCAAAGCUGCAGUGAUCCAAGUGGAUGCCACACCUUUCCGUAUCGCCUACGAAAAGCACUACGGUAAGCCAGUCACCAGCAAACGUCGUGCUGCCGGUCAAGGUGCUGCUGAAGAAGUUGCAGACGCCAAGAAGAGCAAGCACGUUGAAAAGAAGUUGGAAGGACGUCAAAAGGAUGCCGCCUUGGACCCAUUGGUUGAACAACAAUUCGGUUCAGGUCGUUUGUACGCCGUCAUUAGCUCAAGACCAGGACAAUCCGGUCGUGCUGACGGUUACAUCCUUGAAGGUGCUGAAUUGGAACACUACGUUCGUCGUCUUCGUCAACGUGGUGCUGCUAAGCACGGUUAA
Messenger RNA from Meira miltonrushii, 636 nucleotides. Its product is annotated as ribosomal protein S8e. Gene Ontology annotation, biological process: translation; maturation of SSU-rRNA from tricistronic rRNA transcript (SSU-rRNA, 5.8S rRNA, LSU-rRNA). The transcript is spliced from 2 exons. Bases 1 to 636 code for a protein of 211 amino acids. Lineage: Eukaryota; Fungi; Basidiomycota; Exobasidiomycetes; Exobasidiales; Brachybasidiaceae. Gene Ontology annotation, molecular function: structural constituent of ribosome. The record is from RefSeq and is a predicted model, not a curated record. Gene Ontology annotation, cellular component: ribosome; cytosolic small ribosomal subunit.